This is a messenger RNA of Orbilia oligospora ATCC 24927, 1452 nucleotides long. RefSeq lists its product as uncharacterized. Lineage: Eukaryota; Fungi; Ascomycota; Orbiliomycetes; Orbiliales; Orbiliaceae. The record is from RefSeq and is a predicted model, not a curated record. The transcript is spliced from 3 exons. The coding region runs from base 1 to 1452 and encodes 483 amino acids.
AUGAGUGGAAACACCAGCCCAAUAUGCCCAGGGAGCACUCCGAUCUGGUACUGGGAUUUCGGGAGCGUUGAACUGAAUGAAGUCAAUGGUGGGACUCAAUAUCAUUCUUUGAUUCAAAUCGCUGGGGGGCCGGAAACAGAUACGGACCCUGGGAUCACGAACUCUCUUGAGCCAGAAGAAGACCUGCUCUAUGCUACAUUAAAGAAGGAUGUAAUAUUCCGAUCAUUCUUUAAAGUUAAAAGAGACGGUCAAUAUCUCCACCUAAAAGACGAAGAUGGCCUUAACCCUGGAGAUGUUCUUGAAUUUUGGGGUCCUUCAAGAUUGGGCCAAAACAGAUUAUUUCUCAACGUGUUUGGGCCAGAAACAUUUGGUUUAAGAAGGAUACCGUACUCAGAAGAUCCAUCCGUAUCGUUAGAAGUUGAACUCCGGGUACGUGUCGCCACCGCAAGCAACACCAAGAUCGGGUCUCGCUCAGAAGGAGAACGUCUGGCAGGACGGUCGCCAAUUAAUCGCUCUACAUCUCUGUCAUUCGGUAAGAAGAAUGAUUCUGGGUGUUUGAGUAGGGUUUGUAAGGCUACAGCUAGCGGGAUCGGUGGCAUAUUCCGAGGAGCCAAAAAGAUAUUCUCGGGCACGAGCAAAGGCCACCGCCAGUCAGGGUUUCCACCUCAAGACCCGAGACGCUUUCUAGACGAUCUUAUGCUCGACGACCGAUCGGGCACAGGUAGAGUACGGCUGCGAGGCUCUGUCAGCCGCCAGCUAACGCAGAACUCUGAACCAAGUGCACGCUCACCUAGCGCCCGUCGGCAGAGCAAUAAUGGAGAAUUAGAGCUCCCAGAGGCCCUCGCAGUAGCCAAUGAUCAAGAUACGGCGACAGAUUUACCAAGAUUCUUAAACUUAGGACCUCGUGGUGCUCGAAGGCUUUUGAAUUACAUCGUCAGUAACGACUUGGAUAGAAUUACUGAAGGCACAGAAGGCACUGGAAUUGAUACACCCAUCGAGAUCCGCACACCUGGCAUUAUUGAUACUCGGCCUAUCCUAAACACAAUGACUAAUAGUCGGCCAGAUACACAUGGGCAUUUUGGAUCCGAGACACUCAUGUCGCCAAAAAAUCCUGAAAUCGCGGAAAAUCCAGAAGAAGAGGAGGACGAAGCUGAUGAAGAAGAAAGAAAAACUAAUGAUGAUUAUGAGUAUCGGGGGGAGGCUAAGGAGGAAGAGGAAGCGGAUACAAGCUCACUGAGCAUUGCAAUAUCUGAAGAUAUUGAUGAUAAUGAAGAUGUCCAAGUAAAUAAUCCUCCAAUGUUGCUCACCGGAGAAGGGGGGCCAGGUGCGAGUAAAGGAGUACUUGAUUUAUCAAGAAUAACUUCAAUGUAUACCUCACAGCCUGUUCCUGCCGAAAAGCAACUGAGACGCUCAAAUAAUUUGAUGGGGUCGUAUUCAGAAGAACUAGAAUAG